UUCCUUUUUUCCGGUUACAAAUUUAACGCUACCGAAAAGUAGGAACAUUGAAAAUUGCAUCAGAACACGUGAAAUAAAUUGUGGUUAAACUAUCAAGAUGAAGUUGUCUUGUAGAUUUUACAAGAACCGUUUUCCAGAAAUAGAAGAUGUUGUCAUGGUGACUGUACGUUCUAUAGCAGAGAUGGGGGCCUACGUUCAUUUGUUGGAGUAUAACAACAUCGAAGGCAUGAUCUUACUCAGUGAAUUAUCCCGACGACGUAUCAGGUCCAUCAAUAAAUUAAUCCGAGUUGGUAGAAGUGAAUGUGUCGUUGUCAUCAGAGUUGAUAAAGAAAAAGGUUAUAUUGAUUUAUCUAAAAGAAGAGUUUCACAAGAAGAAGUUGUUAAAUGUGAAGAAAAAUACGCCAAAGCUAAAGCUGUUAGCAGUAUAUUACGACAUGUUGCAGAAGUUCUAGAAUAUGAAUCAAAUGAAGAAUUAGAGAAUCUCCACAUGAAAACAGCCUGGCAUUUUGAUGAUGUUUACAAGAAACCUGGUAUUGCGUAUGAAAUGUUUAAACAUUCUGUAUUGAAUCCUGAAACACUGGAUGAAUGCGAUAUUGAUGAAAGAACGCGGGCUGUUUUAUUGGAGAAUAUCAAGCGAAGAUUAACACCACAACAAGUUAAAAUACGAGCUGAUAUCGAAGUAGCUUGUACUAAUUAUGAAGGCGUUGAUGCCGUUAAAAGGGCUUUGAAAAAAGGACUUGAAUUUACCACAGAAUCAUUACCAAUCAAAAUAAAUUUAAUUGCUCCACCAUUAUAUGUAGUAACAACCCAGACGUUAGAGAGAACAGAAGGAUUAGAAGUAUUAAAUAAAGCUAUAUUAUCUAUAAAAGAAAGUAUAGAAGCUGAUAAAGGUGUAUACAGUGUACAACAACCGCCUCGAGUUGUAUCUGACUGGGAAGAAUUUGAACUGGCUAAACAAUUAGAACAAUUGGAACUCCAGAAUGCUGAAGUGGCUGGUGAUGAUGACGAUGAGGAUGAUGUAGAUGAUGACGAUGAUGAUGAAAAUGAAGAUGAUAAGGCAGAGGAUGAAUAAACUAAAAAAAAAAAAUAUUGACGUUCAUUUCUGAGAUUUUCUUUUUUCAUACAUGGUGACAAAGAAAGUGAAAGUCAUGCGAAUUGUUAAAAAUGAUUUUAGAUAUGUUCCGUUGUAGUGGUCAGUUUGAAUGCUGAAUUUAAUGUUUGAAUAUUCUAAGUCAUCAUUCAAAUGUUACUCGAAUAUGCGAUACUGUAAAUCCUUUUCAAUAUAUUCUGUUUGUUUAUUUAUAUUUGAAAAAAAGUUGAUUUCAAUAAAUUUAUAGUAGUAAAUAUUUGAAUGGUAAAAAAUCGGUAUGAAAUUAGCCGUAAAAAUUAUUGAAAUGUAAAUAUUCGUAAAUAAGUAGUAAAUACAUGAUGGGAUGCACAACAACAGAUUAGAUUCUUUUAAUAAAUAGUAAAAAAUCGGUAUGAAUAACCGUAAAAAUUAUUGGAAUGUAAAUAUUUGAUGAGCACUACGAAUUGACUGGAUGUUAAUGACUAUUAUCUCCUGUAAUAUGUUACAUGUUAACUGGAUGUUAAUGACUAUUAUCUCCUGUAAUAUGUUACAUGUUGACUGGAUGUUAAUGACUAGUAUCUCCUGUAAUAUGUUACAUGUUAACUGGAUGUUAAUGACUAUUAUCUCUUGUAAUAUGUUACAUGUUAACUGGAUGUUAAUGACUAUUAUCGCUUGUAAUAUGUUACAUGUUGACUGGAUGUUAAUGACUUGUAUCUCCGGUUCAUAGAAUCAUACUAUUAUUAGUGCUCGAGUUGUUUUAUCAGCCAGUGUCUAGACCAACUUGUAAACAAGAUUGUUGGUCAAGAGAAUCAUAAACACAAAGUACAUCAUUUGUUGAGACUAAUUCAUAAAUCCGGUGCCUUAUCCGCAAAAACAUACAAAAAUUUAAGAAUUCAACCUUUUCACUGUCUGAGAGGUAAAAUUUGUGGGAUUUGGCCCCCUGAGUUCACACAACAUUCUCAGACUUAGUUUAAGAAUUUACUCAACUUUCAAUCACUGUUUAUGAGAAAUAUCUUUGCACAUAGUUUCGUAUAGAUGUAUUUGCUACAUUAAAACAACACAAGUUUUAUAAAGAACUAGUUAAAAUAAGGAGAUCAAUUUUGAGUAAAUUCUUAACUUAAGCUAGGGUGGCCCACGCACCUACAGAAAUACAGUCCACCGCUGAUAGUUCGAGACUACCACUGAAGCGUGCACAUUCGCCGUGUCAAGGCCAACUUUCUGACAGUAUGAUACUAUAAAUAGCCAUGGCAUGUGCAAUUCUCUACAAAUCUAUCAACUAUUACAGCCGUAAAAAAAUUAUUGUUGACGAUUUUCAAUAGCAGUGAAAUUAAGCUUCUUGGUUAUUACAGCAGAUUUAGAAAUUACGUUCGUUUCAUUUUUUAAAUCGCUUUAUCAUUAACUAUACCGUUAAGAGCGGCAUCUUUUGGUUUAGUACAAAUAAUAUCUCAGAAACACUCGGGUUAGACAGGAACAUGAUACUAGCUGUAGUUUCAUUUUACUUUUACAAGCUUCUUAAAACAAUUGUUGAGCUAGCUAACGUGCUCAUUUCUAAAUUCAAUUUCUUGUUCUAGCUUUCUGUUAUGUUUCGUAAAAAAGUAGUCUUGAUUAUCCCGACCUGUCAAUCAGCCCUAGAAUGGUCGAUAGACUGGUUAAGCGAGACUAAUUUCAAAACAAGGGCACGUAACCUAUCUUUUACUCAAAAGUGUCUGGAUGUUAGGGACGACACAUGGAACCAGUUUUCAGUCUAUUAUUUAUAGAUGAUUAAUGGUCAUAGCUUAUUAAGUACAACAUGAUCGUUUAUUUAGUGACUAUAAUUGUGUGAAACUGAUUUAAGGCUUGGUAUGUAUAUAAAUAUUGUGGCGAAAUUGUCGAGAUAUAUGGAGAUAUUUAUUUAUGGUGGGUCACCCUACUUAAGCCUGAGAAUGUUUUGUGAAUUUGGGGCCUGAACGUAAUUAAAUGAUAGUAUCCUUAAAUUGUAAGUUUUUGUGGAUUUGACCCCUGAUUGAUGGGUAAAUCGUGAAUUCAAAAUCAAAGUCUGAUAUCUCAUGUUAAACUCUUUCCGAUUUCCUCUCUGAUCUGUAAAAGUGAAUACGAAUUUUAUGAGUUUUGCUAAACACAAGGGAAGUAACUCCUGUUAUCAACUUUGGAUUAAGACCACUAAUCUGAUUCUUGAUCACACGCUGCAGCUUACUUCCUUACACCUCCCAUGUGCCAUUUUAAGCAAUAUUAAUCACUUGCAAACAACAAUACUGUGAAAGUGGAAUCUCUAACAGGAAUACCACUCUAAGAAUGGUUCAAUUCCAUUUUGUAUUUACAAAGAAUGGUUCAAUUCCAUUUUGUAUUUACAAAGAAUGGUUCAAUUCCAUUUUGUAUUUACAAAGAUAUGACGAAUUGUAAAAUUGGUAAACAUCAAGUCUCUUUGUAGACGAUAUAUAGGAUGUUGUGAAAAAUCAUCGCCAACAGAUAAUCUUCGUUUAAAAUCUUUUAGUCCAAUUGAAUCCAAGCCGGCAAGUGAUCGACUAUUGAUACACUUAUUUUAUUAGAGCAAUUUAAUAUUUUCUGAAAACACAAUUAAUGAUGCAUAGAGAAUCUUGGCAUACAUGUAAUAUUUUGAAAAUGGCAGUGUUGAAUUAGAUGAUAUGUUUACUAUUUUAAUGUAUAUACAUAGGACAGUGUAACAAAAUACAUACACUGUUACUGAUAUCACACAUUAGUCUAAAUGAGUAGACAUAAACAUCUACAAUUUGUAUUUUAAUUAUUAUUAGCCUACUUGAGUGAACCAUAUAUUUGGUUUAAGAACAUUUAAAGAUACAUUAUGGAAGAUUAGAUAAAGAGCUGGCAGUUCUCACUAUAAUAGUUACAAACUAGAUAAUGUAAAGGGAAUAUUCUGAAAAUUUCAGAAAAAUUGCUUCACUCUAAGCUGAGAAAACGCAUUUUAAAAUCUUUGUAGCCUCGAUUGUCAUUGUUGCCUUGCCCCUUUCACAAUAAUUAACAAAGUCUCGAUUAUCCAUUUUUGCGUUUAAUCAUCAGCAGACGUUGAAAAGCAGUUUAGAUUCAAAUCCAAUGGAAAUCGGACGGAUAAGAUGGUAUCGAGAGUUGAUUAUCGCCUAGAUAAGUUAAUUAAUGUCUAAUUAAUAAUUUAGAUAACAUUUCAGGUCUAAAGAAAGACCUGCAAGAGGCAGAUUUAACUCUUGCAUAAUGUAUGUUUAAAUGUAUAAUCCUUGAAAGUAUACAAUUUGUAAGUUAAUUAUCAGAUCUUUCAGAAGAUAUUCUCAUACUUACAGACCAAACAUAGCACAAAGUUACAAGACCUAAACAUUGUACCGAUAUAAAAAUGUCAUCUGCAUGGUUUAAGAACAUUUAAUUUAAUUGUUUGAACAUGGCCAAUUUGUAUGUUAAUGAUUAGAUAUUGAAGAAGUUACAGACAUUUGUACAUAUUAUCAACAUUCUAUGAAAAACUCAAUAAAAAUAUUUAUCAGUUUA
This is a messenger RNA of Patella vulgata (common limpet), 4552 nucleotides long. Its product is annotated as eukaryotic translation initiation factor 2 subunit 1. Gene Ontology annotation, molecular function: translation initiation factor activity; ribosome binding; RNA binding. Gene Ontology annotation, cellular component: eukaryotic 48S preinitiation complex; eukaryotic translation initiation factor 2B complex; eukaryotic translation initiation factor 2 complex. The record is from RefSeq and is a predicted model, not a curated record. Lineage: Eukaryota; Metazoa; Mollusca; Gastropoda; Patellidae. The transcript is spliced from 7 exons. The coding region runs from base 98 to 1072 and encodes 324 amino acids.